AUGUUCCCUAAUGUCAAGUUGGUAAAUUUGUUAGCUUCUCAUUUUAAUCACAGUCCAUUCCUUUUGCAGGGUGAAACAGUUCAAAUAUCCAAUAAUAAGUUUUCUUUCAAGUUUGAGAACAAAUGGUUACAGGAGGAAGACAUUACUGUUGUGGUAAAGUCCGGUUGGAAACAGAGAGAGGAUGUUGAAAUCGAGAAUCGUAUCUUAUCAUGUGCUGGUGAGCUGGAGAGUUGGAGUAGUAGGAAAAUGAGGAUAAUUAAGGAUGAGAUUGCAGGUUAUCUAGAGAAGAUGGAGUUGUACCGUAAUAGUGAUGAGGAGGAGUUGGUUACUAGUAAAGAAGAUAAGAUGACUGCAAUGAGAGUUUCAAUUUUGAUUUGGGAUAAUGGGAAUAAUGUUAUUUGGAAUAAUGAUAGAGAUGCCGAGUCCAAGUUAAUAUUGCAAGCUUACCAUCAUUGGUAUGAUUCGUUUAAAGCUCAAGAUAACUAUGUGAAUGGGAUUGAAUCCCACAAUAAUCAAACCAUCUGGAAGCCGCCUAAUGAAGGUUGGGUGAAGUGUAAUGUUGAUGCGGGAUUUAAUAAUUAG
This is a messenger RNA of Lathyrus oleraceus (garden pea), 582 nucleotides long. RefSeq lists its product as uncharacterized. Lineage: Eukaryota; Viridiplantae; Streptophyta; Magnoliopsida; Fabales; Fabaceae. The record is from RefSeq and is a predicted model, not a curated record. The transcript is spliced from 2 exons. Bases 1 to 582 code for a protein of 193 amino acids.